UUAUACUUUUUGGGUAGUUUUUUUGCAUAACGAAAAUUAUUUGAAUUUUUUCCGAAAUUCCAUGCCAAUCAGCUGUCAUAAAAUAACAAUAAAGCAGGAAAAUGACCUGUUCACGUGGAAAAUUAUAUUUCCUGCUGCUUUUCCUCUUCCUGGCCAUUCUAAAAUGUGACGCUCUUCGCAAAUACACAAAGGAGGACAUCAAAAACCUUCGAGAAGAAGUUCGAGAAAUGUUCCAGCAUGCUUACGAUGGCUACUUGAGACAUGCCAGCGAUUUUGACGAACUCCGGCCACUGUCCUGCGACGGCGUGGAUACUUGGGGCAGUUAUUCCCUCACCCUGAUCGAUGCCCUGGACACGCUGGCGGUGAUGGGAAACAACACCGAAUUCCAGAGAGUUGUGGAGAUUCUCGUGAAUAACUCCAACUUCGACUCAGACAUCAAUGUGAGUGUCUUCGAGACAAACAUUCGGAUCGUCGGUGGACUCUUGAGUGCCCACUUGCUGUCCAGACGGGCGGGAGUGGAGCUGGAGCCUGGUUGGCCAUGCAAUGGACCACUGUUGCGAAUGGCUGAGGACGUGGCCAAGAGAUUGCUGCCUGCAUUCGACACCAAGACGGGAAUGCCGUAUGGAACGGUGAAUCUGAAGCACGGCAUCCCGCCGGGAGAGACCAGCGUCACGUGCACAGCUGGUGUGGGGACGUUUAUUGUGGAGUUUGGCGCGCUGAGUCGCCUGACAGGUGAUCCGAUUUACGAGGAAGUUGCUCUGAAUGCUCUCUACGCUCUGCAGACGUUCAAGUCACCGAUCGGACUGUUCGGGAAUCACAUCGACGUGCAGACGGGCAGGUGGACGGCCCAGGACGCAGGCAUUGGCGCCGGCGUCGAUUCGUACUAUGAGUAUCUGGUCAAGGGAGCGCUAAUGCUGAAUCGACCGGAACUCAUGAAGAUGUUCAACGCCGGCCGAGCGUCUGUGGAGAAAUUCCUGAAGCGUGACGACUGGUAUAUUUGGGUCAGCAUGAACAAGGGACAGGUCACACUUCCCGUCUUUCAAUCACUGGAAGCCUACUGGCCAGGCGUGCUGAGUCUCAUCGGUGACAUCAGUGCUGCCAUGAAGACGCUGCACAAUUACGUGGGCGUGUGGAAGCAGUACGGCUUCUUGCCGGAAUUCUAUAACAUCCCAAAUGCUGAAGCGGGCGCCAAUCGGGAGAACUACCCGCUCAGGCCGGAGCUGAUAGAGUCUGUGAUGUACUUGUACAGAGCCACGGGGGAUCCGUUUCUGCUGCAAGUGGGCGAGGACAUGCUGAGGAGUAUCCAGCACAGUGCCAGGACGUCUUGCGGUUACGCCACGAUCAAGAACGUGAGGGAUCACAGGAAGGAGGACCGAAUGGAGUCCUUCUUCCUGGCGGAGACCACAAAAUACCUCUACUUGCUCUUCGAUCCGGACAACUUCUUGAACAACGACGGGCGUUCGGGAACAGUGAUCAGCACGCCGAAUGGAGAGUGCGUGAUUGAGGCUGGUGGAUAUAUCUUCAACACAGAAGCCCAUCCCAUCGAUCCAGCGGCUCUGCGCUGUUGUUAUGAUGUGCCACGCCAAGAUCUCCUGGCCGGAUACAAAACCAUCGACUUCCGCGGGGAGAUCUUCAAGUUUACCGUGCAGAAUGACACGAUUCCCGAGGAGAAGCCAAUGGAGAACUUCACAAUCGAGGUGGAAACCACCAAGACUGACCCGGAGGAGACAAGGAAGAAUAUUGUGUUCGAGAUCUUAAGUCUCCUGAAGGAGAGCAAGCGUCAAGAGGAGGACAAGACUGAGGCGAACGCCACCACUGAGGAGAAAGCGGAAGACGACAGCAUUAUUCUCCCGACUGAGGAGAAGCCCGAGGAGACCACGAAAUCCCCUGUAGAUAGCAAGGAGGCUGAGGAGAUCACAGGAGAGGCUUCUGGAUCCUUUGUCUCCUUCGACGACGACAACACAAGUUCCAGUUCUUCUCUCAACACGACAGAAAGUCCCUCUGAUCCGGCAGACUUGAGAUCUUUUGUGGACAAUCAGAGUGAAAACAACUCUCUCUUGGCGGAAUUUGUUCAGUCUAUUCUGAAGUCAACGCAACCCGCGAGACCAAAGUUCGACGCUCAGAAUUUACUGGAGAAAGUCCGCCGAGGGCCACACUAUCAGGCAGCGAGGAACUUCUCUCUCCAGAGCGACGACUACAAGCUGCUGACUUGCAAAGCGCAAUCCUACCUCCAGCGCCUCAGCAUCCACGGGGAGUUCUUCUAGCUCUCACUUUGUGAUACCAAAAAAAAACACUAGGAAGUCAAACGUA
Molecule: messenger RNA, 2310 nt
Organism: Phlebotomus argentipes
Lineage: Eukaryota; Metazoa; Arthropoda; Insecta; Diptera; Psychodidae
Gene: Edem1
Product: ER degradation-enhancing alpha-mannosidase-like protein 2
Exons: 2
Coding region: 102-2264 (720 amino acids)
Biological process (GO): mannose trimming involved in glycoprotein ERAD pathway; carbohydrate metabolic process; endoplasmic reticulum mannose trimming
Cellular component (GO): membrane; endoplasmic reticulum
Molecular function (GO): calcium ion binding; mannosyl-oligosaccharide 1,2-alpha-mannosidase activity
Source: RefSeq, a predicted model, not a curated record